CGCUGUGAUCGUACCGAAAAUGAACCGCGAGUGGGGUGUUUUUUCUGACGUUCCCUCGAUAAUUGUGACCAAUACAAGAAAGUAUAACGGGCAAUCUGUAUAUAUCGCCAACAGUACAACCUUGCAUUUGCAGUAAGUACGCGAGGUACACAUCAACAUUUACCCCGCCUGUUUCUUAAAGUGGCAUGAAUGCGGCAUCAGCAGCAGAAAAGGAAAAGCAGACACAACCUCCUUCAACCAUGGAAGUCAGCAGUAAAGACGCAGAAGCCACAGCAAUUAAACACAUCAUCACGAUGCUUCAACAUCCGGAGCAACUGGAUAAGGUUCCGCAGUUCAAACGACGUGUGGCUCGCAAAAAGAGCUCGGCAGAGGCGAUGCUGAAGACAACACUUCAGUCGCAGCUGGAUGGGUUCCGCACUGCUUUGAGCUUACAAAAAGGAGCACCCGCAGAAGUGCGAGAAGUGCAACAACUUUUGAACAGUAGCGAAACGAAAGAAGUCUUUGCAUCGCUGGGAGGCCUUGCCAUGCGUUUGCAAGAAGUUAAGGAAGAAAGCAUGCGACACUCCCAGUAUGGAGCAGCGAUAGAGAAUUUAAUGCACAUCUACAACGUUUCCGAAAGUGUCCAGAAAACGCACGAGCUGAUACAAAACGGAAGGCUGCUACAUGCCCACCAGGCGUUGGUCGACCUGGAAAACUCACGGGACGACCUGUUAUACGAGCUCCACAAGCUGCCCAGUCAAAGUCCAACAGAUCGAAACAUACUGAAACAGUAUUUCGCGGAUGUUGAGAAACUUAGCGACGAAUUGGGCAAACAGAUAUGGCUGGUACUGAAAAGGACCCUAACGUCAGUCAGGAAGGAGCCGCAAAUCAUAGUGACAGCUUUGAGGAUCAUUGAACGAGAAGAAGUUAGGGACGCAACGAGAGAUCGAGCAGCAGCUGGGUUUGUGCCCCCCGGAAGACCCAAAGGAUGGCGAAAGCGUUGCUUCGAAGUCUUGGAAAGUGCCGUCGAGGACCGUAUCGAAGGGAACCAGUUUGAAGAAAGGCACGACAACAAGAUGUGGCUGGUACGCCAUCUGGAAGUGACGAGGCAGAUCAUUGUGGAUGACCUCAAGACGGUGAAGAGUGCGUGUGUGCCUUGCUUUCCACCGGAAUAUGAGAUAGUAGAUAGAUACUUGCACAUGUACCACAACUGCCUUUCUCGGCACCUUCAGAGCAUAAUCACGAACGAGUUGGAAGGCAAUGAGUACAUCACUGUCCUGGGCUGGCUCACCACAUACAACGGCGCCGAAUUUCUUGGGGACCCAGACUUGAACAUUGACACCGAUACCCUGGGGCCAUUAUUGAGCAAACAGGAAGUCCAGAGACUGAUCGAGAAAUACCUCGGAACGCUGGUGGCAAACUAUCAGGACUGGCUUAGGAAUGCGCUCCAAUCUGAUGUCAAGGAUUGGCACAGAGAAUGUGAGCCGGACGUUGACAGCCGAGGUUGCUACCACACGGCAGGUCCCAUGAUAGUUUUUCAGAUGGUUGACCAGCACUUGCAUGUGGCAAAAACUGUGGGUCCUGAUCUAAUCAGGAAGGUGCUCAGCAUUGGCCUGGAAGAGACAAGCAAGUUUGUCGCUGGCUACAUGGGGGCCGUCACAGAAUUUAAGGAGAAACACUUUGAAGACAGAAGCAAGCACAAGUACUUCACACAUUACGUCAUUGCGGUGGCAAACAACAGCUGCCAGUUUCAGCAGCUGUUUGAAAAGUCGUACCGAGACUGUUGUAACCUUGGAAAUGCAGUCAAGGCCGACAAUGACCUCUCUCGGGUGUACCAUCGGCUUCAGCAGAGUUUGGCCCGCCUUCAAGAGCGUGCGCUCGACGCCCUGCGUGAAGAGCUUUUCCUCGACUUGAUCAAGGAGCUGGCUGAUAUUAUGACGAGAAAGUGGCUCAUGUCCGGAACUAACAUUGUCGACACCAUGUCCGCAACAGUGGAGGACUACCUGCGGGACUAUACGCGUCUACUUCCCAGUAAUCUACGGGUUCUACUGGGACGCAUCCAAGCUCAGCUGGCCAGGUCGUACGUCCAGUCCAUUCUCCAACGGAAGAUCACUUUCAAGGGUUACGAGGAACGCAGAGAUGCGGCAGAGAAAAUCAUCCGAGAAGGCGAAAAAUUAAAAUCUCUGUUCCACAAGUCCCAUCCCCAAGUGUCUGAGAAAGGCUCCUCGGCGUCCCAGGCGACUCGUCCUCAAGACCCCCUGGAUGCCCUGCCGCUCUUGGCGGAAGUGCUCAAAAUGAAAGACACGAGCCUGCUGAGCCUGGAAGUUUCCGGACUUAUCAAGCGUUACCCCGACAUCUCCGGAGAACACCUCCAGUCGCUGCUGCUCCUCCGCGGAGACAUGGGACGCAACGAAGCCAGAUCCCUCGUGGCGGAAAUGCGCGCUGAAGACCCGUCGUGUCCCGUCAUCGAAAGGAGCAUCUUUUCCGAGAUCACACUGACGUGAGUCGCCGCCAAGUGACAAGAAUUCACGUGAGCGGCACGGGAGUACGUUGGUCGCCGACGUCCCUACUGGAUGACGCACCGACGUCCUAUUCCUGAUUUUUUGUUUCGUUUUAUUUAUUUCUCCAUUGAUGGAAAUUUAAUGGAAUUUGAAGUGCCUUUACAUAAUACGGUUACCUUCUCCUUACAGUCCCUUGCGCUUUACAAACAUGAUCGGGCAUACUUUAUGAACAUACUGUGCAUGUACAUAUGAGAAGCUUAUAUGCGGCUGCUAUUGCAGGAAAGUAUUCUGCGAUCCCAAUGACUUCACUGUUGUGUGUCACAUCACCAUCUGGGGAGCAGCACUUGACAUAACUUCCCAAAGCAAUGGUCAAUCACUUUGGGAUUUACCCCGAUUGAAUCACAUUCAGAGCUCUAUAUGUGGGCCGACACAGUGCGCUAGCAAUAUUGAGUAAUUGCUGAACAUGGCACGGCAAACUUUUACAGCUCGCUACCCUGUCUGUAUGUGUAUCACAGUGCAUGGUGAUGUAUGAUGCAAGUUGUGCUUGUAUAAUAGGAAUUCAUAUAAAAUUCAAGUACAGAC
Messenger RNA from Ornithodoros turicata, 3062 nucleotides. RefSeq names its product exocyst complex component 3-like (gene Sec6). Lineage: Eukaryota; Metazoa; Arthropoda; Arachnida; Ixodida; Argasidae. Gene Ontology annotation, cellular component: exocyst. Gene Ontology annotation, molecular function: SNARE binding. The coding region runs from base 186 to 2483 and encodes 765 amino acids. Gene Ontology annotation, biological process: exocytosis; exocyst localization. The transcript is spliced from 6 exons. The record is from RefSeq and is a predicted model, not a curated record.